This is a messenger RNA of Tachyglossus aculeatus (Australian echidna), 924 nucleotides long. RefSeq names its product BRICK1 subunit of SCAR/WAVE actin nucleating complex (gene BRK1). Bases 13 to 240 code for a protein of 75 amino acids. The transcript has 3 exons. Lineage: Eukaryota; Metazoa; Chordata; Mammalia; Monotremata; Tachyglossidae. The record is from RefSeq and is a predicted model, not a curated record. Gene Ontology annotation, biological process: actin filament organization; regulation of actin polymerization or depolymerization; cell motility. Gene Ontology annotation, molecular function: protein-containing complex binding. Gene Ontology annotation, cellular component: SCAR complex.
GGGUGGGGGGCCAUGGCGGGGCAGGAGGACCCGGUGCAGCGGGAGAUCCACCAAGACUGGGCGAACCGCGAGUACAUCGAGGUGAUCACCAGCAGUAUCAAGAAGAUCGCGGACUUCCUCAAUUCGUUCGACAUGUCCUGCCGCUCGAGGUUGGCCACGCUGAAUGAGAAGCUGACGGCUCUGGAGCGGAGAAUCGAGUACAUCGAAGCGAGGGUGACCAAGGGUGAGACUCUGACCUAGAUCAGUGCGCGAGGCCACUGCUGGGGGAUCUCCUUGAAGAACACGGGCCCGUGUGGGAGAGGCACCAGCAGACUCCAACUCCUUCCUUACUCCUUGUAGAGCGAAAGGGCUUGUUCUUGCUUUUUUGUUUGGAAAAAUGUGGCCUUUGGGCUCUGCCAUUUGCAGCUGGGUGGUAUGGAGUGGGGGAGGAGUCCAAGGGAAACUUCUGAAGAAAGCAUCAGGCAUUUCCUUUUUAACUGACUUUAAAAGGCCGAUUUUUGUCAAAAGCAGCUGAGGAGCCUAAAGCCUUCCCAAGUCCAUGCACUUUCCUCUUCCCCACUCCCCACCAUCCCCUCCUCAGCCCCUCUCUUCAAGUCUCUGGUUUGUGACGGCUGAGCAUCCUUUCAACUGAACCUUGCGUCUUUGUUUCCAGGACCAUCCAUGUCUCAUGCUUAGUGUUAGUGGGGAGUGCAGGGCUCCAUUUUGGGGUGCAUGGGCUGGGGACCUGCCCUUGUCUGCAGGUCCCUGGCUGGGGUGAGGUAGCCACUGUGGAAUGUUGCCAACCUGCCAGUUUCUUGUUUUUUGAGGUGAGGUGGGGCUGGGCCCCUGCUUGGUUUGAGGGGGCCCUUUUCCAAGUUUUCAUUUCUCUUUGUCAAGUGGGGUGUCUCUACCUAUCAUGCUUCCACAAUAAACUUCUCAACUUUA